Messenger RNA from Bacillus rossius redtenbacheri, 1514 nucleotides. Its product is annotated as retinol-binding protein pinta-like. The coding region runs from base 55 to 984 and encodes 309 amino acids. Gene Ontology annotation, cellular component: membrane. Gene Ontology annotation, molecular function: phosphatidylinositol bisphosphate binding. NCBI's taxonomy places the organism in Eukaryota, Metazoa, Arthropoda, Insecta, Phasmatodea, Bacillidae. The record is from RefSeq and is a predicted model, not a curated record. The transcript is spliced from 7 exons.
CGCUGCGCAGCGCUGGUGUCGCCUGUCCACGCCGCGGAGCUGUCCUCCCAUGUGAUGCAGGACCAUGCUGACACAGCCAGGCUGCAGGAGCAGCACGUGUGCUGGCCGCCCGACGCAGCCAGGCUGCAGGAGCAGUACGUGUGCAGGCUGCCCGACGCAGCCAGGCUGCACGCGGCGCAGACGCUGCGCGAGUGCGAGUCCCGGAGGAGCAACGACAUCCACAAGAUCCAGGAGUGGCUCAGGACCCAGCCCAAGCUGCACGCGCGCUCAGACGCCGGCAGCGUGCUGCGCUUCCUGCGAGGCUGCAAGUUCAACGAGGAGCGCACCAGGCACAAGCUGACCAACUUCUACGUCAUGAAGGCCAAAGUUCCCGAGUGGUUCAGCAGCAGGGACCCGCUGCUGCCGCCGCUGCAGGAGAUGCUGAACCUGGGGGUGUUCCUGCCGCUGCGGCGACACGGCGCGGACGGAGCGCUGACCAUCCUGAUCCGCACGGCGGUGCACAACCCGCAGACCCAGGCGCUCGACGGCGUCUUCAAGGUGGGCAACAUGGUGGUGGACGCGCUGCUGGAGGAGGACGAGCUGGUGUCCGUGUACGGCGUGGUGGCCGUGUGCGACCUGGCCGGGGUGUCCCUGGGCCACGCGCGCCAGCUCACCCCGAGCAUCAUCAAGAAGGCCGUGCACUCCUGGCAGAGUUGCUACCCCAUCCGGAUCAAGAGCAUGGUGUUCAUAAAUGCACCGUUCCACGUCGGCGUCAUUCUGAACAUCUUCAAGAGAUUCAUGACCGAGAAACUCCGGAAGAGGGUGCAGAUAUUCUACAAGGGCACGGAGUACCUGAAGGGCAUCCCCAGCCCCGACCUGCUGCCCCAGGAGUACGGCGGCGAGGCGGGGAAGCUGCAGGAUCUCAUCGACUACUGGAGGGAGCACAUGGUCGAGCUGCGCGACUGGCUGCUGGAGGAGGAGAAGUACAAGGCUGACGUCAGCUGAUGGACCCAGGCUCGCGAGCACCUCGAUCCCCUCCCGCUCCUCUCCCAAACCAACUACUUGCCAAAAGAUAUAUAUAUAUUUGUUUGACGUGACAGCUCCCGCGCCGAGGAAGCUGCGCCGUGCCGUUCAACAAGCCUGCCCGGGCACACACGGUGCGCCGAGCUACAGGAACAACCACGUGCACUGAGUGCUGUCUGUUUGCGAAAAGCAUUUUGGAAUUCGUCGAGGAAGGACAAGUGGUUUUGUCACGGUAUUUCGUUUUCAAACAGUGUUUUUACGAAAGCAACUAGGGCUAAAAAUAUUUACAAAGGCAUGAAACAUCCGGUGCAGAAUCUUUAAAUCACUCAAGGGACUCUCAUCACAUAAUUAUCAUCAUUUUCCCUCCAUAUAAUAAUGUUGUUGCCGCUCAAAUCUCGAAUUUUCCAGGGCCACUGAGAAAAAUUAAAGGCCUGGGGGCAAUUUUUUGAACCCCUUCCCCAUUACUUAACGUACAAUUAUUCAAACCCCAGAAUUAAAAAGAAAUAUAAAAA